AUGCACUCUGUAUCUAGUUUCCGGAAUUUCAGAUCUUCUCAUAUAGGUAAAGGCAUUUUGGGAAAGAAUCGCAGUCAUCUCCUGCAUCGAACAGGAGCUCGCAGAGCUACAGUUGUGUCCAACCAACACAAAGACAUCUCUGUAAUCUUAUUCUCUGAGAAGGUGGUGAAGGAGCGCACACUGGAGAUGGGAAGGGAGCUUGCAGCUGAUUUUGCAGAGAAGCAACCGCUCAUCAUAGGGACCCUGAACGGCGCUUUCGUCUUCAUGGCAGACUUGGUGCGGGCGAUAGAUCCGCUCCCAGAUGGCCUGCAGAUGGACUUUUUGAGAGCAAGCUCCUACAUUGGCGCGUCCACAACCGGUGAGGAGGCAGUGUCACUGGGCCUUGUGUCCAAGGUACCCAUCUCAGGACGGCAUAUCCUCCUGGUGGAGGACAUCAUUGACACAGGGAAGACUCUGCAGGAACUCUGCGCACGGCUCAAGUCACAGGGAGCAGCCAGCGUGAGCACAGUGACACUUCUAGACAAAUCCGCCAGGAGGCAAGUGGAUCUCCAGCCAGACUACAAAGGCUUUGAGUGUCCGGACGAGUUUGUGGUAGGGUAUGGAUUAGACUACAACGAGCAUUACCGAUCUUUGCCUUACAUUGGCGUAUUGAGACCGGAGUGCUAUUCAUGA
Coccomyxa subellipsoidea C-169 is the source of this 672-nucleotide messenger RNA. RefSeq lists its product as hypothetical. Gene Ontology annotation, biological process: IMP salvage; hypoxanthine metabolic process; guanine salvage. Gene Ontology annotation, molecular function: magnesium ion binding; hypoxanthine phosphoribosyltransferase activity. The transcript is spliced from 5 exons. NCBI's taxonomy places the organism in Eukaryota, Viridiplantae, Chlorophyta, Trebouxiophyceae, Coccomyxaceae. The coding region runs from base 1 to 672 and encodes 223 amino acids. The record is from RefSeq and is a predicted model, not a curated record.